Molecule: messenger RNA, 1418 nt
Organism: Python bivittatus (Burmese python)
Lineage: Eukaryota; Metazoa; Chordata; Lepidosauria; Squamata; Pythonidae
Gene: DLX2
Product: distal-less homeobox 2
Biological process (GO): embryo development; cell differentiation; negative regulation of transcription by RNA polymerase II
Molecular function (GO): DNA-binding transcription factor activity, RNA polymerase II-specific; RNA polymerase II cis-regulatory region sequence-specific DNA binding
Source: RefSeq, a predicted model, not a curated record
AUGACUGGAGUCUUUGACAGCCUUGUUUCAGAUAUGCAUUCAAACCAGAUUACCUCCAGCAGUUACCAGCAGCAGCAGCAGCAGCAGCAGCAGCACCACAGCUUGCAUAAGCCCCAGGAAUCCCCCACUCUGCCUGUGUCCACGGCCACGGACAGCAGCUACUACACCAACCAGCAACAGCACGGCGGCAGUGGAGGCGGGGGAGGCAGCGCAGGUAGCAGCGGAAGCGGCGGGUCGCCCUACGCUCAGAUGGGCUCUUACCAGUAUCACCCGAGUGGCAUUGGCGCAGUGCCCUACUCCACCAAAGCUGGGAGUUACGAUCUGGGAUACUCCGCCUCUUAUAGCUCCUAUGCAACCUACGGGACAAGGACGCCCCCAAUCAACAAUGACCCCGAAAAAGAAGAGGGCGAGCCUGAGAUCCGGAUAGUUAACGGGAAGCCAAAGAAAGUGCGAAAGCCGAGAACCAUCUAUUCCAGUUUUCAGUUGGCAGCCUUACAGAGACGCUUCCAGAAGACCCAGUAUCUGGCACUGCCCGAGAGAGCUGAGCUGGCAGCUUCGCUAGGCCUCACCCAAACUCAGGUGAAGAUCUGGUUCCAGAACCGCAGAUCCAAGUUCAAGAAGAUGUGGAAAAGUGGUGAAAUCCCAGGAGACCAGCAGCGUGGUGGUAGCUCCUCUCCGACAUGCGCCUCGCCUCCUGCUUCAGCCACCCUCACCUGGGACUUUGCUCCCCACCCGCAGCGAAUGAGUAACGGUGGUGCCACCGGCAGCGGGAGCAGUGCCGGCUCAAGCCCUGGGACUCCGAGCGGAGCGGCUGCUUUCCUGGGUAACUACUCAUGGUAUCACCAGGCAUCCAGUGCCGCUGCAGCUUCCCAUCUGCCAGGAGCCUCCCCAAUCCUGCAACAAGGGCAGUCUCACCAGCAUCACCCCCAUCUUCAUCACCCCCAUCACCAUAGCGCAGCUGUCAGCGCAGGGACCAUUUUCUAAUCCCAUCGCGUAGGCCCGUGCACUCAGUUCUGCUCUCCAAGGGAUCCUCCCGGGUGGAGAAGGAAGGCUUUUCUGUUCCAGUGGGCAGAGAGGUGUUCCCCUGGUGCUUUGGGAAGUAGUCCAUAAUUCCUUCCCCACCCCAAAGUAUCUCAGCAGCAGCGCCCGACUUGGUGGUGCCAAACGGGACGAGCACCUUGAAACUUCAGCAAUAAUCCCUGAAGUUUCAGACUGAAUGAGAAUCUAGCUCUCCUCCCCCCAAACCUCCGCUCAGAACACCACUCACCCAAUCCAAUCCGUGACUCCAAAGUCGCUGACAACGUUCUUAUUGACAAGCAUGAAAUCCGGGCAAAGCUGUGGUCACACCCUUGGUCAAAAGCCCUCAGUGAUUGUUUUUCUCCUUCAGGGUUCUCUGUCCACCCACUCCAUCACCUCAA